Fusarium tjaetaba is the source of this 2793-nucleotide messenger RNA. RefSeq names its product 4-coumarate ligase. The record is from RefSeq and is a predicted model, not a curated record. Gene Ontology annotation, biological process: secondary metabolic process. Bases 1 to 2793 code for a protein of 930 amino acids. Gene Ontology annotation, molecular function: CoA-ligase activity. The transcript is spliced from 11 exons. NCBI's taxonomy places the organism in Eukaryota, Fungi, Ascomycota, Sordariomycetes, Hypocreales, Nectriaceae.
AUGACUCCAAAUAUCUCACAACGACAUCGUUCCCAUGGAACUCGUUAUCAGAAGAAAUCUUUGUAUCUACGCUCGGCAAAUGAAUACGUCGUUGGAUGGUAUGGGACUUCGGAUCUUCCGAGCGCCAGAUAUCGCCAACCGGCACAGGUCGAUAUUGAUCGAGAAGAAGCAUUCCAAUUCUUGAAUAAGGAGAUUGCAGUGUAUAUUGAUGCGCAUACUGUUGAGGACAUGGACUUGGGUUAUAUCGGUCGUUACUUAUACCGUGCAUGGCUGCAUUUGCACAAAGGACGUCCGCCAUUCCAACGUGGAGGCUUUCUUGCAAAGCCGCUUCGAAUUUCCAGGAAGCACACUGCAUCUUUAGAUGCGCUAUCCUCAUUUCACAGGGACCUGACAAGUACACUCUCUGUACAUCUUGAUGACCUUGUCCAUUUUGAACAAGGCAGAGAUCACUCGACUUUUGCUUCUCAGUCAGUCAACCCAUCAGUUCAAACUCUCAAGAAUCAUGGCUAUCUAAUGCGACCGCUCUUCUGUGCAAUCUAUAUGGUCGUGGACAACCAGAGUCUAGCUGGCUACACCAACCCCCCUCGAGUUCCAGAACGCGUGAAUGGAGAUUGGAUGGCGCUUCGCAGCCAGUUUCGCGCCAACCAGGUCUCAGGCCAUACUGUUCUACUAGUCAAAACAGGCGACGAUUCCCACCUUUCCACUCCGAUUAGCUUCUUGCCUCUCUUCGACGCUGGUCUGGCGCUUAACGUCAACCGUGAAGAUUACCAGGAUGGGGAAGAAUCUGAGGUCGUACGGGUCAAGAUAGAUGAUGCCAUUUCGUUUAUCUGGGAUCUUACUACGAAGGAGAUGAAUUGCAACAAGGAUAAUCUUGACUUGGCUGAGAGUCUGAGACAAGAACAGGAUAUGCACCGUAAAGCUUGGGUCAGCAAGGUCGUGGAGCAUGCCCAAGAGGUUGGGAUUGACACCAAUGGCUAUUCUUGGCAAGCUAUUCGGCGAGCUCUGGCGAGGGCUAAUAAUGAAGCAUUUGACGAAGAUCAGGUUGAUCCAUAUUGGGAGACGAUGAUCUGGACAAUUUUAGCACUUCAACAAAUCCCAUCCAGCAUUAGUACCCUCCAGAUCUUCGCCAUGAUUUUCACCUCCCGAUAUGAUAUUCCCAUUCCUGAUGUGGACCUCCUCACUUACAUAUUCGAUUUAUGGUCGGAGGAGUCACAACAAGCUUCUUCAGACAAGCCUGUAUAUGUAGAGGCUCAUGACUCGACUAAGCAACUUAACAAAGCACAGCUUAAGCACAUGGUUGAAUCCAUAGCUGCUGGAUUGCGGCACACGUUCAAAGUACGAGACGGCGAUGUCAUCUUGGGGUUUUGCGAAAAUUCCAUUCUCUACCCAGCAGUAAUUCUUGCAUCAAUUGCCUCUGGGGGAGUCUUCACUGGAGCUAAUCCGACAUAUACAUACUCCGAACUGGUCAAUCAGCUCACGGUUUCGGGCGCCAAAUGCAUCGUCACCGAUAGCCCCCGACUCGAGAUGGCCGAGAAAGCUGCAAAGGCUGCAGGCUUACCACCAAAUUCCUUGGUCCUCAUCGACUCCAAGGGCAGCAGCUCAGUCCAUGGGGUUUCAUCCUUCCAAAGUCUUCUGGGUCACGGAACUUACUCUUGGGAGAGGAUUUCAGACCCCAAAGUUCUUGCUAAUAAACUAGCAGUCCUCAACUUCAGCAGUGGCACAACCGGUCUCCCGAAAGCGUGUGAGAUCACCCAUCGCAACUUGGUCGCCAACGCGGAGCAGAAUCUACAUCUUGACCGCGUGGCGAGGAAGCGCAAGAAUGACCCAACCUUUGCAGCCAACGAUGUUCACUGCGCCUUUCUCCCAUUUUACCAUGCCAUGGGCCUUAUCACCUUUUGCAUCUUGAACGUAAAGCGAUGCUGCACAACUGUCGUAAUGCCCAAGUUUGAUCUGAAGUCAUUCCUCAGCACGAUCCAGAAGUUCAAAGUAACUUACCUAAUCUUCGCGCCACCAGUAGUAUCCAUGCUCGUCAAGAGUCCUCUUGUUUCUCAGUACGAUCUCUCUAGUGUCAAGUUCCUUGUCUGUGGAGCAGCACCACUCCAAGCCGAUGUCGAAAAGCGACUUGAGGCACUCUUCAGCAAAACCGGCGCUCGCAGCCGUCAAGGAUGGGGCAUGAGUGAGGCUACUAUGUCGAUUUCCAUCUUUGGGCCUGAUGAGUUUGAUCCCUCUCAUGGAAGCGUUGGAUACUUGGUGGCCAAUAUGCAGCUUCAAAUCAUUGAUGAGAAUGGCAAGGCUGUUGGUUAUGAUGAGGAGGGUGAGGCUAUACUUGCCGGACCCAAUGUGUUUAAGGGUUACUACAAGAACCCUGCUGCUACCAAGGAGACUUUCACUGAUGAUGGAUGGCUCAAGACUGGGGACAUUGUCAAGGUUGAUAAGACUGGGCUGAUUACUAUCGUUGAUCGCAAAAAGGAACUCAUCAAGGUCAAGGGAUUCCAGGUCGCACCAUCAGAACUAGAAGGCCAUCUUUUGGAACACGACGGUGUCCAAGACUGCGCAGUCAUUCGAGUUCUACGAGACGGACAUGAACAUCCUCAGGCUCAUAUCGUGCGAAAGAAGCCAGAUGCAACAGCCGAGUCCAUCCUCUCAUUCAUGGACAAGCGUCUCUCGCCCAUUAAACGAAUCACAGGUGGCAUUGUCUUCACCGACGCCAUUCCAAAAUCCCCGUCUGGCAAGAUUCUUCGACGCUUGAUCAAAGAUGGCUUCGCUAGCAAGGACCCUAGUCCUCGUCUAUGA